CUGCUAAAACGAAACAAUCAAAAUCUCUCAUUCUCUCUAAAUUUUGUUUUUCGUAAAAGCAGGAGAAAUAGAAAAUGUCAAACUCGCAGUCGGAUUCGAGCGUUUUCAGCGUUCGAAUUGUGUCCAUUGAUCAUUACAUGGCACCGCCAAUUCCCGACUUCGAUAUUUGCUACAGUAGCUUUCAAGGUGGAAAAGUUAAUGAAGUUCCAGUUAUAAGAAUUUAUGGUUCGACACCGGCUGGUCAGAAGACUUGUUUGCAUAUUCAUAGAGCUUUGCCUUAUUUAUAUGUUCCAUUGGCGGAUUUGUUACCUCAGAGCACUCCUACACACCAGGAAGAUGAUGCAUGCACGCAUGCCUUAGCUCUUGCCUCAGAAAAAGCCUUGAAGCUGAAAGGUGGUUCUGGUUCAAAACAGCAGCAUGUCCAUGGUUGCAGCCUUGUACGAGCAAAGAAAUUUUAUGGUUAUCAUUCAUCCGAAGAGCUAUUUGUGAAGAUUCACCUCUACCAUCCUCAUGACGUCUCUCGUGCUGCCAAUCUUCUUUUGGUAGGGAAUUGA
Messenger RNA from Hibiscus syriacus, 554 nucleotides. Its product is annotated as DNA polymerase zeta catalytic subunit-like. Gene Ontology annotation, biological process: double-strand break repair via homologous recombination; error-prone translesion synthesis. Gene Ontology annotation, cellular component: nucleus; zeta DNA polymerase complex. The transcript has 6 exons. Lineage: Eukaryota; Viridiplantae; Streptophyta; Magnoliopsida; Malvales; Malvaceae. Gene Ontology annotation, molecular function: DNA-directed DNA polymerase activity. Bases 75 to 554 code for a protein of 159 amino acids. The record is from RefSeq and is a predicted model, not a curated record.